This is a messenger RNA of Oncorhynchus tshawytscha (Chinook salmon), 2523 nucleotides long. Its product is annotated as unconventional prefoldin RPB5 interactor 1. The transcript is spliced from 10 exons. The coding region runs from base 311 to 1813 and encodes 500 amino acids. The record is from RefSeq and is a predicted model, not a curated record. Lineage: Eukaryota; Metazoa; Chordata; Actinopteri; Salmoniformes; Salmonidae. Gene Ontology annotation, biological process: negative regulation of transcription by RNA polymerase II; negative regulation of phosphatase activity. Gene Ontology annotation, molecular function: phosphatase inhibitor activity; chromatin binding; transcription corepressor activity.
AUUUUACCCAGAGUACACCGGGAAACAGACAGGGGAACAUGGCGCAGGGUCGAUGAGGAGGACGCUGAACAUCGAGGAUUAUAUUACGUGGAUAUUUUUGAGAUCAUGCUGAAAUCCUAAAAUGAGAGUGUGAAAUGGUCUCACUUCCGAAGUCUUGGAUAUCUAUCACUGCCCCUUUGAUGAAUAAGAGGAAAACGCGUCUCAGGAAUACCUGCAAUUGUAUUCAUAAACAUUUCUUUAGGACUUACAACCCCUGAGCAUUGUUUUGGAUUCACAAACGUCACAUUUCAUUUGAUUAUUACAUGGGAAGAUGGCUGAGACAAAUAAAAGGAACAUAGAGGUCCUACAAGGAGUUGACAGACUUCGGGUGGAGCAUAAGAAGGUGGUGAAAGGCUGCGAAGUUCAGAUCCAGCACUGGGAGAAGGUAAAAGGUGACUAUGAAGCCCUUGAGAAUCAACUCAAAACUCUUCCAGAUGAGGUGUCCUAUGACAUCAUGGUGCCAUUUGGCCCUUUGGCAUUCAUGCCUGGGAAGCUGGUCCAUACCAAUGAGAUCACUGUGCUACUGGGAGACAACUGGUUUGCCAAGUGCUCUGCCAAGCAGGCCCAGAAGCUCUUGGAGCACAGGAAGAAACAUGUAAGGAGUGCGCUGGAUGACUUGCACAAGACGAAGAAGAACUUUGAAGCCAGAGUUGGGUUCACAGAGGAUCUUGAAAAACUCUCAGGCGCUAAAGGGGACUAUGUGGACAUCAGAGAAGAGGUUGAAAGUAUUGAAGAAUUUGUAAGCAAAGGAAAGCAGCGUGUGGCCCUUAAGCCCCACACUAAGCCCAAAAUGGAGGCUGUUGUGAAGAUGGAGGAGGAGGAGGAGGGCGGUGGAGAUGGAGGGAGUAGGAGAGGAGUGCUGUCCGAGGAGGAGCUGUGGGCCAGACUGGAUGAGCUGGAAGCAAAAGAGAAGCUUGAGGAGGAGCAUGACCGACACUUUGGAAGUGCAGACACCAACGGCAAUGACGACACAACAUCCUCCUCUGAGGAAGAGAAGGAGGGAGAUGGUGGCGGCCAUCAUCGCGUCAACGGACAUGACGAGAGGAGUGAAGGCAAGAUGACUGUGCCUCACAACAGUGGCCAAUUUAACGGUACAACCAGGGACAGGGAGAAGGAGGAGGAGGAAGACAAGGGAGAGGAGGAGGAAGGCAACGGUUUGCCUACCAUCUAUUUCUCUCAUACGGUGGAACCCAAGAAGGUGAGGAUAAACACAGGGAAGAACACCAUGUUGAAGUUCAGUGAGCUGAAGGAACAGAAGCAGCAAGCCAAGAGGAAAAAGAAGAUCGGCACCAGCAAUGGUCACUCUCACCACGGGCUCCACAACAUCACCACGCCCACAGACAUCUACAGGUUGUUUGUGGAUGUGAAGAAUGGCGAGCCCAUCCCCAGGAAGUCCAUCCUAAAGUCCCGGAGCAGAGAGAACAGCGGAUGUAGCGACACCAGCGAGAGCAGCGCUGCCGACUUCGAAGAGCGCAGGACGUUCGGACGCACCCUGAGCCACGACGAGAACACAUGCAGCGACACCAGCGACGGCAUCACCGAGGAGGACAGCCCCACCGGGAACCCUCUACACCCCACCAGACGCUUCGAGGCCUUUUCAUGCACAGUGGUGGAGAAGGAGCCCAUUCCCUUGUCGAUCCCCCACCUAACCAUCGUCCCUCCAGCUCUGCCCACAAUCCCAGAGCGGAAGCUGGAGGAGGUGGCCCCCGACGCCCCCCGUGAGGCCCCUAAGCGGGUGUCCAAGUUCAAAGCUGCCCGGCUGCAGCAGAAGUGACCCUGCAAAGCCAGUCUCCAGGAUUCACACGACUGGCCCCUUUUUAACAUAGAUGUUCUACGCCAGCACUUUGAGUUGGACAGACUGUGAACCCUCCCUAAUAUCUGCCAUGUCUCUUCUUCUUUUGUCAUCACUCUUCAAGCCUUUAUUCUUCUCUUUCAUAAUGCUUUUCCUGUUAGUACACAGGGUAUCUAUUACAGUAGGACUGUUCUAUAAGAGGCAGUACUCUGUAAGAGUAGCAUAGCAUUGUUUAGGACGCUUGCGCUUAACCAUUUACCUGCCUUGUAAGGAACAUCAAGCUUUUGUUGCUAAGUAAGCACUUCAUUGCAAUAUGUAUUUAAGUCAAGAGGUUGUUUAUUUAGAGCCCUCAUCCUCCAACAUUAUGGCACUACACUAGUCCACACUGCCUAGGUGCUCAUUUUAUGGUGGUUGCUCUCGUGUCAGUGUCUUGACAAGGCCAGUGGUUUACCACUCUAUUUGUUUGAUCCAUCAUUUUGCCUGCUAUGCUAAAAACGACAUGCUCUGUGUCAUUUAUUUUUUUCCUUUUUUUAUUUUCUACGAUUAUUCUACACAGGGUCAUAUGCUGACUGCCCUUUAUUGUCCCCAAUCCCCUUGUACCUGCCUAAUGCCCACCUCUGUGACCAGCUUUAUGUCAGAAUAAACAUUGUUGUAAACUGGAAGGAAAAUAAAAGAUUUUGUGGAAAAAGUCA